Nylanderia fulva is the source of this 1575-nucleotide messenger RNA. It is a transcript of the gene Nup62, whose product is annotated as nucleoporin 62. Lineage: Eukaryota; Metazoa; Arthropoda; Insecta; Hymenoptera; Formicidae. Gene Ontology annotation, biological process: protein import into nucleus; RNA export from nucleus. Gene Ontology annotation, cellular component: nuclear pore; nuclear pore central transport channel. Gene Ontology annotation, molecular function: structural constituent of nuclear pore; phospholipid binding. The record is from RefSeq and is a predicted model, not a curated record.
UAUGGUGGUAAUUUUAAAAUAGUUCAUUUAUAAUCGUCCUUAACCUCGUGCGUUGCGUUUAUGAAGAGAUAAUUGCUGGUUCUGUCAGAUUAAUUGGUACAUCGAAAGUAUAAAUAAUGAGUACACCUCAGAAUACUGGAUUAUCCUUCGGGACUCCAAAAUCUACAGCAGGAAUUACUGGUUUGACCUUUGGCACUCCGACUACCAUGGCUACUGGUACUGGCUUUGGCCUUGGCGGUGGUAUAACUGUAACCACAACAUCUAUAUCCACAGUCUCCAGCCUGCCAAGUUUUACAAAUCUGACGAGCAGCACAACGCCCAUGGUUGCGCCAACAGGACUCUCCUUUGACGCUGCAAAAACAUCCACAACUGCGACUCCAGGAUUUUCUCUUGCAACCACUACAACAGGAGGUCUUGGCUUUGGAACGUCGAAACCGAUGACAGGUGCAACUGGUUUGACUUUUGGAACUCCAACUGUUAUGCCUGCUGGAACUGGAUUUGGUCUUAGUAAUACAAUUGUGACAACCACGUCUCAACAACAAGUAGGGAAUGUUCCGAGUUUUAGUCUUCCUAGCAGUACAGUUCCAACAUCUAUGACACCAAGGCUUUCAUUUGAUGCUGCAAAGACAGGAUAUAAUACUACUACAACUGCAACUACAGGAUUUUCCCUUGCAACAACCACAGCGGCAGGAUUUAGUUUUGGAGUUGGAACAUCGACAACAAGUGCCGCAGGAUUUCCUUUAAGCAAAACCACCUCAGCUGCUAUUUCAACAAGUCUAGCAACACCUUCUACGCAUACUUCCUUGGGUACUACCACUACUGUUAGUUCUGUAACUGGUAUUCAAUCAGGAACUAUUAAUUUCUGUCAACUUGAAGAAUCCAUUAAUAAGUGGACUUUAGAUUUAGAAGAGCAAGAAAAGGUAUUUGUAAAUCAAGCAACACAAAUUAAUGCUUGGGAUAAAUUGUUAAUAACAAACGGGGAGAAAAUAGUAACACUGAAUCAAGAGGUUGAAAGAGUAAAAAUUGAGCAGCAGCAACUGGAGCAUGAACUUGAUUAUGUUGUCGGACAACAGAAAGAGUUACAAGAAUGUUUAGUACCAUUAGAAAAAGAAUUAGCAUCUCUUUCUGUUUCGGAUUCUGAUCGGGAAUAUACUUAUCGUUUGUCAGAAAAUCUCGAUACUCAAUUAAAACGUAUGUCUGAGGAUCUGAAGGAAAUAAUAGAACACUUAAAUGAAGCGAAUCGCGCUCAGGACUCCAGCGAUCCUAUUGUUCAAAUUGGAAAAAUUUUGAAUGCACAUAUGAAUAGUUUACAAUGGCUAGAUCAGCAAACAGCUUUGUUGAGCCAGAAAAUACAACACAUUGAUCAGAUGCAUCAAAGUUUUAGACAAGAAAGUGAACAGAACUUACAUUUAGCAUAUAAUUAGUUAAUUUCUUAUAAACUUCUAAGAUAUUUUUUGAAUUUACUAUGUUAUGCCAAUUAUUGAGGAGUGAAGAGUGUGAAUGAUGUAAAUGUGUUGAAAUGUAAGAGUGAAAAAAAUAAACAUAUAUUUUGCAUUUCAAUAUUAUUAAUAUAAA